Lathyrus sativus (Indian pea) is the source of this 339-nucleotide messenger RNA. NCBI's taxonomy places the organism in Eukaryota, Viridiplantae, Streptophyta, Magnoliopsida, Fabales, Fabaceae. The record is from the annotation of a GenBank genome assembly.
AUGAGAUAUAGUAACAUAACCUAUAUCAUGAGGAUCACAACCAGUACAUCCAACCAAGAGUACAAGAUUACUAGGCUGAGUGAAUUGCCAUGCAAUUUACAGAAGUUUACUCUGAAGAAGAAAGGGUGUGAGUCUGGACAAGAUGAUCCAGAGGAGAUCACUGUUUAUGAUUAUUUCGUAAAUCGACAAAAUAUUGCUCUUGCCUUCUCGGCUGCUCUUCCAUGUAUUAAUGUCAGGAAGCCCAAUCGAUCCGUUUAUAUACCAAUUGAGGCACUGAAGAACAUGAACUACAACUCUGAACCCAUGAUACAGAAAUGUGGUAUUUCAACAAGAAUGUAG